AUGUCUCUAUUCGGCAUCUACAUUAUAGCAAUUAAGAAUGGUUUUAUCUACUCAGCUCCUUGGAUUCCUAUAACUAUAUUAUGUGGCAUUAACUUUUUUGGAGCUUCAGUCAUUAUUUUGCCAUGGAUGUUACUUAGUGAAGUUUUUCCAAACAAAGCCCGAGGUAUUGCGACUGGCUCAUCUGCAGGAUUGUCUUAUUUAUUAAUAUUCAUAUUAACAAAAUCAUACAUAGAAAUAGAGAUUCUAUUGACCUUGGAAUACACUAUGGUUCUCUUUGGUUGUUUGGGCAUUUUUGGAUCACUCUACUUAUACUUUUAUUUACCAGAAACGGAAAAUAAAACACUAUUAGAAAUCGAAGAAUUUUUUACAUAA
Molecule: messenger RNA, 372 nt
Organism: Macrosiphum euphorbiae (potato aphid)
Lineage: Eukaryota; Metazoa; Arthropoda; Insecta; Hemiptera; Aphididae
Source: the annotation of a GenBank genome assembly